AUGAUAAUGAUAACAAUAAAACUAGGUCGAGAUUAUACACAAGAUUUAAUUAAUAAAUGUGGGAGGGGAGGGGUAGGGGGAGGGGGUUUAAAUGGGAUUUUUCUUUCCUAUGAGGGAGUGGUUAGUAUGGUUUUUUUUUUUUUUUUUUAUUUUUUUUUUUUUUUUUCUAAAACUAUGAAUACUAACCAAAACAACACAAACCACACAAUUAUGCAUUUUAAAAAUCAUUUGAUUUUCUAUGUGAAAUCUAUAUUGAUUUAUAUUCUAUAUAUAAGAAACUGA
Messenger RNA from Dictyostelium discoideum AX4, 282 nucleotides. RefSeq lists its product as hypothetical. The record is from RefSeq and is a predicted model, not a curated record. The transcript is spliced from 3 exons. NCBI's taxonomy places the organism in Eukaryota, Evosea, Eumycetozoa, Dictyosteliales, Dictyosteliaceae. The coding region runs from base 1 to 282 and encodes 93 amino acids.